This is a messenger RNA of Phlebotomus argentipes, 833 nucleotides long. RefSeq names its product probable salivary secreted peptide. The transcript has 2 exons. NCBI's taxonomy places the organism in Eukaryota, Metazoa, Arthropoda, Insecta, Diptera, Psychodidae. The record is from RefSeq and is a predicted model, not a curated record. The coding region runs from base 89 to 451 and encodes 120 amino acids.
GCGGAAUAUUUUGAGCUGAUUCAGUUGUGAAUUUUACUCAAUAUUUUACAGUUUAUUGGACAGUGGCUUUGCGCUGUGCACUGAGAAAAUGAAGAUUGCAGUCGGAUUUAUCGUCUUGGUGACAUUCUGUGGUGUUCUCUAUGCCCAGAGUCACCAUAUGCAGUGGGGAAAUGUUAGUCACUACGACCAAUUGCUUCAUCGUGAGUUUGUGAGGAAGAGUAAGUCCUGGUUACAAACGGUUACCAAGGAAGUCUCAUGGCCAAAUGCAACAAAUAUCCAGGCAAGGAACCGCACAAUCACAUGCAUUAUAGCACACGAUCAAUAUGUGAAUGGAAAGGGUGGAUAUGCAACACUCAGGGCUGGCGGUGUCGGAUUCAACCACACAGCUGUUCGCUUCAAGUCGCAGAGAUCUGAGGGCUUUGACUUCAUUUUCGAAAUUUAUGGACGCUAAUUGGUCAGAUCCGGUGAUGAGAGAGAGAGGAAUUGGUUCAUCUGUGGCACCUCAAAGGCGUCUCAAAUGGUGCAGAAAUUGUGUGUGUGUGUAAUUAUUUAUUGGUCCGAAGAUUCACUGUUCAACCACGAAGAAGUGGCUUUGAGAUCAACAAUAAUUGUUGUUGGCUAAUUAAAUAAUUUAUUCAGUUGAACAAAUGUGCGUACAUGUAUUCUAUUAUCUGUGCAGCAAGCAACAAAGGAGCAAUUUUCGAUGGAAACCAAUCAAUUCGACUAUUAUGGCUGAAUAAUUAAAUUAAUUCUAUAUGUUUAUUAAAUAGAUAUCAAAGUCUUAUUCAGUUAAGAGUGAAUCAGUUUGGACAAAUAAAUUCAUUGAAAUCCAA